GGUCGCGUUACGGCCAUGAAGCAGCCUGGACUCCCGGCCCUGUAGUAGGGGGAGGACGGGCCCGGCCUGGGUGUAAUCCUCGGUAUAGUGUAACGUAACCAUAGGAUGUGUGUGAGGGCCGUGUAACCAUUGAAUACAAUGUACAGGGAUGAAGAUGAAGUUAUCCGUAAGCGACUCUUAAUCGAUGGUGAUGGUGCCGGUGAUGACCGAAGAAUUAACCUUCUGGUUAAAAGUUUUCUAAAAUGGUGCAACUCUGGAUCACAGGAAGAUGGAUACUCCCAGUACCAGCGCAUGCUCAGCAGCUUGUCACAGUGCUCCUUCUCCAUGGGUAAAACUCUUCUGGUCCAUGACAUGAACCUCAGAGAAAUGGAGAACUAUGAGAAGAUAUACAGUGAUAUUGAGAGCAGCAUCGCAGCCGCACAUGAAAAGAUCGCUGAGUGUAAGAAACAGAUAUUGCAAGCCAAACGUAUCCGGAAAAAUCGCCAAGAGUAUGAUGCAUUGGCCAAAGUCAUUCAGCAUCAUCCGGAUCGUCAUGAGACAUUGAAGCAGCUAGAAGCUUUGGACAAGGAGCUAAAGCAGUUGUCUCACACCAAGGAGAAUGUAGAGGAUAAGCUGGAGCUUAGGAGGAAACAGUUCCAUGUACUGCUCAGCACUAUCCACGAGCUUCAACAGACACUUGAAAAUGACGAGAAGCUGGCUCAGGAUUCCCAAAUGGAAACGGACACUCAGUAGUUGACAGCGGUCCUCACAUGUUUUCUUAAAGGAACAUGCCUAGUGCAGGACCUGAAGAAGCUUUGCAAAACUCCUAGGCAUGACAUAAGUGUAUCAGUUUUUUUCCCAGACUGUACUUUUAAGUACAUCUUAAAAUGUAACUGGAUUCUUGGUAAGCUGUAGUAGAUUCCACUGCUGUGUUAAGCUUUGUAGAGAUGGCAUUUGUGUACUGUUCCCAUAAAUGUAUAAUGUUGCCUACAGAUACCAUUUCGCACUGUGUAUACACAGCACAUAUUCUUUAGAAAUCGGUCCUUAAUUUUUGUUUUUCUUGGAAAUAAAACUUGGUUUUGGAAGUGUUUUCUAUACUUUACAAUAAAAUAAUUUUUUAUAUAUUCUA
Hyla sarda is the source of this 1108-nucleotide messenger RNA. It is a transcript of the gene THOC7, whose product is annotated as THO complex subunit 7. The transcript is spliced from 8 exons. Lineage: Eukaryota; Metazoa; Chordata; Amphibia; Anura; Hylidae. Gene Ontology annotation, cellular component: THO complex part of transcription export complex. Gene Ontology annotation, biological process: mRNA processing; mRNA export from nucleus. The coding region runs from base 139 to 732 and encodes 197 amino acids. The record is from RefSeq and is a predicted model, not a curated record.